UCUCAUGCAUCUUAAAUUUUUUUAUUGAAAAAUAACAUGCAAGUUAUCCACCGACAGCUGGGUAACCAAACUUGCUUAAUGCUUACCCAUCAUCAAAGUUAUCAAUUAUUCUCACUUCAUUCCCUGCACUGCUAUAUAAACCACUUUUUCUUUUCUAUAUUUGCAUAACUCUAUGGAACCAAGUAUACCAUGUGAAAUGAAUCAUGGAAUAUCAAAUAUCCUUCAGCAGUGACUCUAAUAACCUCCAAAAAGAGUUUGCUACUACACGUAGUUUUUCUUCACAACACAGUCUAGCAUCAGUUCCUUCUUUGAACUCGAACUCAAACUCAAACUCACAAUUUCUUAACUCUUCCUUCACAUGCAUCACAACUCUCAAACUCCAUACUUACAUAUCCUCUUUAACCCUUGCAGGAAACUUCCUCUACACUGGUUCAUCCAGCAAAGAAAUCACAUCAUGGAAUAUAACUCAUUUUCAUUCUCACCCUCAAGAAUCAAUUAACACAAUAGUUUCUGGAAACGGUGCUGUGAAAUCAAUAGUAAUCCAUUCAGACAGGCUUUUCACAGCUCAUCAAGACAACAAAAUCCGCAUUUGGAAAAUCACAAUUACCAACGACGGCGAACUUCAACAACAACACAAGUUCACCCGCUUAGCCACGCUCCCUACAUUCACUAACCGUUUCACAUCAAUCUUGAAUCCCAAGAACCAUGUUAAGAUCCGAUUCCGAAGGCACAAAAAAUGCACAUGGAUACACCAUGUUGAUACAGUCUCUUCCCUUGCCUUAUCCAAAGACGGAACCUUGUUGUACUCAGUUUCAUGGGACAGAACAAUCAAGGUUUGGAAAACCAAAGACUUGACAUGUUUGGAAUCAGUGCAAACUGCACACGACGAUGCAAUAAACGCGAUCACAGUAUCUAACGAUGGAUAUGUUUACACUGGAUCAGCAGAUAAAAAAAUUAAGGUUUGGAAGAAAGAAAAAGGCGAUAAGAACCACUCGUUGAUAGAUACAUUAGAGAAACACAGGUCUGGUGUUAAUGCAUUGGCCCUUAACAGUGACGGUUCAGUUUUAUAUUCUGGUGCAUGUGAUAGAUCAAUAUUGGUAUAUAAGAGAGGUGAAAAUGGUAAUUUGGUAGUGAUGGGUGCGCUUCGUGGUCACACAAAGUCUAUAUUGUGUUUGGCAGUAGUUUCUGAUUUGGUUUGCAGUGGUUCUGAGGAUAAGACAAUACGAAUAUGGAGAAGCAAUAGUAAUAAUGUUGAUAGAGAGUAUUGUUGUUUGGGUGUUUUAGAAGGACAUAGAGGUCCAAUUAAGUGCCUAAUUGCUGUCUUUGAUCAGUUUGAUGAACAAUCAUCGGAAGCGACUUUCCUUAUCUAUAGUGGCAGUUUGGACUGUGAUGUUAAGGUUUGGAAGAUGUUUCUUCCUCUUCUAUGAAAUGUAUAUAUACCUAAUUUAAUGACAAUUUGGGUGUAUGUUUCGCCAUCACAUGGUGUAAGUUAAGCUUUCUAUAUAACUACUUUACUACUUUUUAACUUGAUCCGAUAUUCAUUUCUAUCGAUACAAGAAUGUUUUCCCCCUCGCCAUCUCAAAUUCUCACUCUAUUAGUUUGAACAUGCUUUCCAACAGCUUACUAAUGAUCUCCAUCUCAAAUUGU
Vicia villosa (hairy vetch) is the source of this 1647-nucleotide messenger RNA. RefSeq names its product protein JINGUBANG-like. Lineage: Eukaryota; Viridiplantae; Streptophyta; Magnoliopsida; Fabales; Fabaceae. The coding region runs from base 204 to 1427 and encodes 407 amino acids. Gene Ontology annotation, molecular function: protein binding. The record is from RefSeq and is a predicted model, not a curated record. The transcript has a single exon.